This is a messenger RNA of Acytostelium subglobosum LB1, 575 nucleotides long. RefSeq lists its product as hypothetical. Gene Ontology annotation, molecular function: double-stranded DNA binding; telomeric repeat DNA binding. The annotation marks the transcript as partial. Gene Ontology annotation, biological process: telomere maintenance; cellular response to X-ray; double-strand break repair via nonhomologous end joining. Lineage: Eukaryota; Evosea; Eumycetozoa; Acytosteliales; Acytosteliaceae. Gene Ontology annotation, cellular component: Ku70:Ku80 complex. The transcript is spliced from 2 exons. The record is from RefSeq and is a predicted model, not a curated record.
UCAUUAACUUCAUUUACAAAUAGAUAUUUAUACACACAAGAGAGAAAUAGGAUGACAUCAACCAAUACAGCAGGCACAAGUGCCUCGAUGUCUGGUGCACAGUACUUCAACUAUGUAGAGGAGGAUGAGGAGGCAGGCUGGGAUGCUUUGUUUGCAAACAAUGAGGAUGGCGAGGAGAAUGAUCGUGAGGACAGAGGCGCAGCCUACCAAUCAAUGCGUGACUGUAUCAUCUUUCUAAUCGAUGCCUCGCCUCCCAUGUUUGAGCGUGAUCCCAUCACCAAAGAGCGAGCCUUUGACAAUGCCAUCAAGUGUCUCAUUCAAACAAUCACAGACAAGAUCAUCACAAGUGACAGUGACCUCAUUGGUCUAUGUCUCUAUGGUACUGACAAGAACAAGAACUUGAAUGACUUUGAGAAUAUAUAUGUUAUGUUCGAUCUUGAUAUACCUGAUCCAAAGACUAUAUUGCUGUUGGAAGAUAUACUGGAAGCAGACUACUCAUCAUUUGGAGGCAGCACAACAAAGGAGUUUGCAUUCUGUGAUGCACUCUGGACAUGCUCAUCAAUGUUCUCAAACUG